AUGGAUACAUCAUCGGUACUUGAUAAAUACACGCAAGAUCUCUCCAACUUACCGUUGGAAAUACGACAUUUACUUGAAGAAAUCAAGAAUAAGGAUAUUCACGCAGCUGAACUUCGAAAGCAAUGUCAAGCGAAAGACAACCAGAUCCACAAAUUCAUAAGAGCUAAUGGCACACUCGCAAAGCACCCCAAGGAGCAGCUGUUGUAUAACAAGAUAGAGGAGGAUGUGAAGCAGCUUAAAAAGAUUCAGAAAGAAAAGAUACUACUUGCAAACACUGCGUUAUUUUUAGUCUCGAAGCACCUUUUCAAUUUUGAAACAGACAUCACCAAACUAGAACGAGAUGAGCUCUUGCCCCCGCUCGAUGCUCCAGUAGAUGUACAGAAAACUAGAAAGGACGAAUACUUGAAUGCUUUGAACGGCCUUUCGGAUACGUUGUCGGCAACUCCAACCCCACGAAACGCAUUGUCAGUGACUCCGGCAGCGGAGCCAGUGAAGAAGGGACAAAAGCGGAAAGCUGCCAACAAAGGAGUUGUUUCUGUGGGAUCUACACCCGCAGCUACAGCAAACAGGGCAACCAAAAGAUUGCGUUCAGAAGAAGUGGAAGACACACUUGGCUAUGAUGCUGGAUCAUUGGCGCUAAGUGGGUCUACAGCUGAUAUACCAACGAACAUGGAUGGUCCCCAGGGAGAAGAUGCAGACAACAAGCUUUAUUGUUUUUGUCAAAGAGUAUCUUUUGGUGAGAUGAUUGGGUGUGAUAAUGAUGAUUGUAAUUAUUGCUUAGCAGCCGAUGCAGUUGCAGCAGCAGUAGCUGAUACCGCAGCUGCUAAUACUGCCACUGCCAACACCGCUACCGCUAAUACUGCCACUGCUAAUACGGCUACUACAGCUGCAACUACCGCACCUGGAGCUGUCGCUGCAGCCGCUAAUACAGCCACUACUGGAGCUACAACCGCCAAUACCGCCACUACUGGUACUGGUACUGAUACAGCAGCAACCAAGGCAGCAACCACAACCCCUGCUGCUGCUGCUGCAGGCGCUGCUACUGAUACUGCAACUACUGGUGCUGCAACAACAGGAGUAACUACCGGCACCGCGAAAACCGGAACAGCUACCACGGGAACAGCCACAACUCCAGCCGGUGCAGCCGCCACCACGCCUGCAACAGAGACAGACACCACAGGGGCAGCUACAACUCCAGCAGGGGCCGCGGCUACUACAGGUACUACAGGUACAACAGGGACCACGAAAGCCACCACAACUCCAGCCGGUGCAGCCGCGACCACUCCUACAACAGCUACCACAGGAACAACUACAACCCCAGCAGGUGCAGCAGCAGCAGACACUGCAGCCACUGCAGCCACUGCGGCAACUGGUGCUACUGACAGCUCAAACGAUAGCACAGCCGUCGACGAUACCACCAAGAGUCUUUCAUUUGUUACAACAAGAGUUAUGAGGUCAACUGCGUCGAGUGAUAGUCAAGGCUCGUCCACAAAUUCAGGCUCCGUGAGUAGUCAGUCUGGAAAUGGUGGAUCUUAUUUGGCAGCAAGCCCAUUUUUACUCUGUUUAUCAUCAAACCUUCAUCAACAGAGCCAGGAGCAGUACAAAUCAAAGAUGCUCAGAUGUGGACAGGUUGGGCUAAGAUCGCGAGUGAAUCACUUUUUUUCUACCCGGUUCCUUUCGUCACGAACUUCGUACGAGUAUAUCAAUGACUAUGACACGCUACACAGAAAAGUGAAAGCAUCGCUCCCGAGUAAUCCCACCAACAAAGAGAUUGUUGAAGCAAUUUCUUCCAUCAAAAACCUCCAACCUGCAUAUCCACUACAGGAUCAACUAGAAUCAAAUUCCAUUUUAUCACAGCAGUCCAAGAAUUUAAUAGACGAAGUAUUUGCAAACAAGACGGUCGAUUUUUCACCUCAGUUGUUGAAGCAACUUUUGCUUUUAAACUUACCCUCAACAUUGAAUCUCAAACUCAUCAAUGAAUACUACAAGCUUAAUCCGGACCCACAAACUAUUAUAGAUAGACUGGUUGCACUUAUUCCGCUUCGAAACGCAUUGUAUAAUGCCGACUUUCAAAGAGCUAUAAAGAUAUCUGACGUUACUGUUGGUCACCCAAAUUAUAUCGCGCACCAAGGUAACAUUCUCAAAAGCGGUAUCGUCAAACUUAUAUCAACCGCGGCGGCAAUAACCAUUUUUACCAAAUUUGGUGUUACAUCUAUGAUUGAUGCUGGGAUCUUGCCUCCGUCAUGGGACCAUUUAGGAGCAAUCAAUUCGAUUUUGUUGACAUACAUCAUAAACUCAAGCUUUUUUGUUGCUAUUGUUAAGUUUGGCCGACAACUCAUUAGCUCGGGAGGUGACUACUUAACGUGGCAGCGAGGGUCAUUCUAUUCGCAUUGGUUCAAGCAUGCAGAUGAAAUGUUGUUCAACUCCAAGAUCGUUGAGGCUGAUAGGAGCUUGAACAAUGGAGAGUCCAAUCCAGCUAUCACUGAGGAGAUUUGUCGACCUGCACCGGAGAUCCGCAGUAAUGUAGAUACUUUGAAUCCGGGGUACGAUCGUGAGGGUCACAAAAUUAGAUUGAUGCAGCUCAAGGAUGAUUUAGAGAAAUUGAAAUUUCAAGCUUAUUGGAUGACCGGAGGUGAUGGCUUCGAGUGGGUGGAGCCUGAUCAAGAUCCAGCGGAAAUUCAGUGGAGAGAGCACUUGGAAAAAUACAACAAGCCAGCAUUGAAUGAAGCUGAUAGAGAUGCGUUGAAAUGGGCAGACGACUUGAUCAGAGAGAGGUCUUGA
Lodderomyces theae is the source of this 2781-nucleotide messenger RNA. RefSeq lists its product as uncharacterized. Gene Ontology annotation, biological process: regulation of DNA-templated transcription. The record is from RefSeq and is a predicted model, not a curated record. Bases 1 to 2781 code for a protein of 926 amino acids. Lineage: Eukaryota; Fungi; Ascomycota; Pichiomycetes; Serinales; Debaryomycetaceae. Gene Ontology annotation, cellular component: Rpd3L-Expanded complex; Rpd3L complex; nucleus. The transcript is spliced from 3 exons.